ACUAAAGGUGCGUCAUGAGAAUAUUUGGCCUGCCUAUUUAUUUGCCCUUUUUUCCGCCGCUUGACACAUCAUAGACAAGCUUCAAGGUGCGGGUUGUGUUUGGAUUUGCUGGUUGACUUUUUACCGGCUGCCUUCAAGCAGAGAAGAAAUCAAACACAAACUGGACCUCUGUCCUCUGGUCUCCUGGUUUUUGAUCUUAAGUGACAAGGGAGAAGAUGGUCUGCAGCAUCCUGCUGCUCAUCAUCCUGACCUCCUGUGUCUCUGGAACAUUUGUAGUGAAUGUGACCCAGACCUCCUAUCAGGCAGAGGAGAACCACGACAUCACACUGGAGUGGACCUUCACCACCAACCCUCACAGUUUCUCCAGCUCUCCUUAUAUCUUCUGUGAACUGAUAACUGAUCUCAGGAAUCCAGUCCUGUUUCGUCUCUAUGGAGGAGUCGAGGUCCCAGAGUCUCAGGAUGAACAUUUUGCAGGACGAGUCCAGUGGGACAAAGACGUCCUCAGACAAGGACGACUCAAACUUCAAGUGUCCAGACUCAGGACUGAAGACUCGGGACUGUACGUGUGUGAUGUGAUCUUAAAUUAUAAGAGUAACUCUAGUAGAUGCUGGCUCAAUGUCACUGCAGCGAGGGAUUGGCCUAAACUUGAGACACCAAACACAACAAGUUCAUCAAACACAACAAGUCUACAACAACCAGAGAGUGGGAGAAGGAUCAGUCUCUCCUGUGGACUGGGACUGACAGCAGCAGCUUUGCUGUUUUUUUGUUUCUGUUUAUUCAGUUGUUGUCUGCUGAAUGAACAAGAAUUCUCCUCGAAGUUUAAAGAUGGAUUAAGAAAAAGUAAUUUUUCAGCAGGUGGAUCAGUGGAAAUUGUUUCAUCAACAACUUCAAAAAGACUGUUAGAAUUUGAUUUCAUAAGACAGAGACACAGAAAUUGCGAAAGUGUUUGAAGUCUGAAGGACACAAAGCUCCAACACUGCAGACGU
Molecule: messenger RNA, 986 nt
Organism: Etheostoma cragini (Arkansas darter)
Lineage: Eukaryota; Metazoa; Chordata; Actinopteri; Perciformes; Percidae
Exons: 4
Coding region: 216-950 (244 amino acids)
Biological process (GO): negative regulation of T cell proliferation; positive regulation of T cell proliferation; immune response
Cellular component (GO): external side of plasma membrane
Source: RefSeq, a predicted model, not a curated record